AGUCCCGGGAGGGAGGCUCGGAGCAGGCACCGGUACCGGGAGCAGGAGCUGGCGGAAGGGGAGCGGUGUGUACUCGGGCAUUCUCCGGAGAAUGUGACCGCCUGAGGAAUGAGGGUCCCUGUCUGAGGACGAGGGUGUCUCUGGUUGGCCCAGCAUUUCUUGUCACCCCGAAUUGCCAAGAGGACAGUUAAGAAUCAACCGCAUUGCUGUGGAUCUGGAGUUACAUGUAGAGCAGAUAAACUCGUCCAUGAAUUCGGUCAGCAGUACGGAGGAUGUGAAACCACCUUUGGGAAUUAAUGGUGUGCUUAAGAUAUCACCUCAUUCCUCAAACUGUCCACUUUCUCUAACCAAACACAUCUGCGCCAUCUGUGGGGACAGGUCUUCAGGCAAACAUUAUGGUGUUUACAGCUGUGAAGGUUGUAAAGGAUUCUUCAAACGCACGGUGCGCAAAGACCUUACCUACACUUGCCGUGACAACAAGGACUGUAUCAUUGACAAGCGCCAGCGUAACCGGUGCCAGUACUGCCGCUACCAGAAGUGUCUUGCCAUGGGGAUGAAGCGGGAAGGUAUGGGCGCAGACUUCAGAGCGGUCCAGGAAGAGAGACAGCGAGGUAAGGACAGGAACGAGAAUGAGGUGGAAUCAACAAGCAGUGCCAAUGAGGACAUGCCAGUGGAGAAGAUAGUGGAGGCUGAGCUGGCCGUUGAACCCAAGACUGAGACUUACAUAGACUCCAGCCUCGGCAUGGCCAGCAGCUCACCAAAUGACCCAGUCACCAACAUCUGCCAAGCAGCUGACAAGCAACUCUUCACACUUGUCGAGUGGGCUAAGAGGAUCCCACAUUUCUCCGAGCUCCCUCUGGAUGAUCAGGUUAUCCUUUUGCGGGCAGGUUGGAAUGAACUGCUGAUUGCUUCGUUCUCUCACCGUUCCAUCACUGUAAAAGAUGGCAUUCUGUUGGCAACCGGUCUCCAUGUGCACAGGAACAGUGCACACAGCGCUGGGGUGGGAGCCAUCUUCGACAGAGUUCUGACAGAACUUGUGUCUAAAAUGCGCGAUAUGCAGAUGGACAAGACGGAGCUGGGCUGUUUGCGAGCAAUUGUUCUCUUUAAUCCAGAUGCAAAAGGCCUGUCCAAUCCCGGGGAGGUGGAGGCUCUCCGUGAGAAAGUGUACGCCUCUCUGGAAGGAUACUGCAAACAGAAAUACCCAGAGCAACCUGGCAGGUUUGCUAAGCUCCUCCUCCGCCUGCCAGCCCUUCGCUCUAUUGGACUGAAGUGUCUCGAACAUCUGUUCUUCUUCAAGCUGAUUGGGGACACCCCAAUUGACACUUUCCUCAUGGAGAUGCUGGAAGCUCCUCAUCAAAUCACCUAACUCUGCAGUAGCUGUGGAAAAGAUCGCUCCCCAGCACAGACUGCCAUCCAUUUCUUGGAGCUGAUCUGAAGAUCAUCGGCCUCCUCUCUACAUUUACAGCAUCUCCUCAAAGCCCAAUAAUUAUUAACUUUGUUGUGAUCAGAUGACAACGGAAUACCUUUCUGUCCUGUUUAUAUCUACUCUGUCACUGGGUUCUGUGAUGUAUCACACCUUAAGAUAGGUUGAGGUGUCUUUGCAUAAGUGUAUGUGAGAAUCACUCACCUUGAGAGUGCUCAAGGCUGCUUCACUCUCGCUCCCAUCUCCUCUACUUGGUUUGUAUGUGUGUGGUUAAUGGUGACGGGUUUGUCCUGUCCAUCUGAAUUCGUCAACGCUGGAGGUUUGGACUCUGCAAAACAGAAACUUUCAGACAGUCUCUCUUCCUGAUCUAAAACUUCCUCUGGCAGGUACUGUGUGUGAAACAAGAAGGGACUUGGCUUCCUGUUGUAUUGUGCCACUUGCUGAUUGUGUUGCAGCUGACUGAACUCCCUCAAGGUGGGCACUGAUGCAACUCCUCAGAGAACCAGAGAGACUUGUCUUUCACAUUCAUGACUGUAACUCUCACACCUGGUCUACCAAAUCGAUUUUUAAUGCAGUACGUCCAGUAUUUGUUCAUCGUUCUUUUAUAUGUUUCCUAGCAAUAAGAGGUUUGAUUUUAUUGAAACCUCGGCAGGAGUGGCAGCUAAUUGCACUUCUUUAUAUCACUCGACUUUGUAUUGGUCAUGCCAGCACUGCCGCAGUUGGAGAGAUGCUGACUCCUGCCUGGUCACAUUCCCCCUUCCCUCUCCUCCCGCUGUUUGUGUGUCUUGCUGUCCCUUCCUCUCAGCUCAGGAUUGGAUGUGUACAAAGCUCAACUCCUGAAGAUUGUUUGCUGCUGAUGAAUGCUUUCAUUAAUAACCGGUGAUCAGUAAAUUUGGGUCAUGAUGCUGAGAUGCCAGAAGGCAGGUUUUGGUCUGGAAGCUGAGAAGUUUAGUUUAUGCGUGGCCUGAUUGCUGCUGAUCCCCCUCAAACACACUAACAAAUUAAGCCCUCCCACCCUGUACACUAACAGUCUCCCUGAGCUCUCAUACCCCCACCCCCGCCAUGCUCCAGUUUCUGAAACUUCUGGAAUACAGCUCGCACUGAUUCAAAGGAGAGCUCUGAAAUUCCCGUACUUUCCCAGCAGCCCUGCACAUGAGGAAAUGUGGGGAAAGACGGUACUGGUUUAACCUGCACCUUGGGUUGGCUUGUCUUAUUCACAACUUUAAGAUGAUGUUGUGGUAACGGCUCCACUGUACAGUCAGUGUGAGGUAUAUGCUCAGUUUUGUGUUACUCAGGUAACCAGACAACCCUUCCUCUUGUAAGCAGCUGUAAAAACUGCCUGAGGUGUGUCUUUCCUCCUUUGCUGUUACCUUCUGUGAUUCCCUCUCUCCCCUUCAGCUGAUAGCUAUCCUUACGUUUCAUCUCAGAACACACGUCUUUGAUGUGCACCAACACAUGACCAAAGGUCAAUGUGGUAUCAUGAUGUGUGCAAUCUUUCAGCACUAUCACACCUCCUUUAACUGGAUGCCCUUUACAAAGCUGCUCCUGUCUCCCUGUAUUUUCCAAUCCCCAGCCAUUGGUUUCACAGUCUGAGGAUUUCAUCAUUACACAGGGAGCAUUCCCUCUUACAUAUUUACUCUGUGUGACCCUGAUGUCGGUUCUUUAAAGACUUGGAUCAUUUGAGUUUAAAUCUCACUAUCUGUCCGGAUGUACCCAGCCCCCUCCCCACUCUGUACCCC
Chiloscyllium plagiosum (whitespotted bambooshark) is the source of this 3162-nucleotide messenger RNA. The record is from RefSeq and is a predicted model, not a curated record. Lineage: Eukaryota; Metazoa; Chordata; Chondrichthyes; Orectolobiformes; Hemiscylliidae.